Molecule: messenger RNA, 1759 nt
Organism: Cokeromyces recurvatus
Lineage: Eukaryota; Fungi; Mucoromycota; Mucoromycetes; Mucorales; Mucoraceae
Product: T-complex protein 1 zeta subunit
Exons: 5
Coding region: 65-1690 (541 amino acids)
Biological process (GO): protein folding
Cellular component (GO): chaperonin-containing T-complex
Molecular function (GO): ATP hydrolysis activity; ATP-dependent protein folding chaperone; ATP binding
Source: RefSeq, a predicted model, not a curated record
UUUUUUUUUUCUUUUUUGACAGAACUUUUAAAUCACUCUUACUUUAUUAUAAAAGAAAAGAAAGAUGUCUGCUGCUGCCCUGAAGAUGAUCAAUCCCAACUCGGAUGUAGCUCGACGUGGUCAAGCUCUCCAACUCAAUAUUACUGCUGCAAUUGGUUUACAAGAUGUUUUAAAGUCUAAUUUAGGCCCAAGAGGAACAAUCAAAAUGUUAGUUGAUGGUGCUGGUGCAAUUAAACUUACAAAGGAUGGUAAAGUUUUAUUAAGUGAAAUGCAAAUUCAACAUCCUACAGCUGCCAUGAUUGCAAAAGCUGCUACAGCACAAGAUGAAAUUACAGGCGAUGGUACUACUUCAAUUGUUUUAUUAGUGGGUGAACUUCUUAAGCAGGCCGAACGUUAUAUUUCUGAAGGCCUUCAUCCUCGUGUGAUUACAGAAGGUUAUGAUUUAGCAAAGAAGGAGGCCCUUAAGUUUUUGGAGGCAUUCAAAACAGUUCAACCUGAAAUUGAUCGUGAAUUACUUGUUUCAGUAGCUCGUUCAUCACUUCGCACUAAAGUUCACCGUGCCUUAGCUGAUACCUUAACUGAAGCAGUUGUUGAUGCUGUUUUAGCUAUUCGUCGUGAAGGAGAGCCUAUUGAUCUUCACAUGGUAGAAAUCAUGAAGAUGCAACAUCGUUCUGAAACUGAAUCAAGAUUAAUUCGUGGUCUUGUCUUGGAUCAUGGUGCACGUCAUCCAGAUAUGCCCAAGAAAGUGAAAGAUGCCUUUGUAUUGACCUUGAAUGUCAGUCUUGAAUAUGAGAAAUCCGAAAUUAAUUCAGGAUUCUUUUAUUCUACACCUGAACAAAGAGAUAAAUUAGUUGAGAGUGAACGUAAGCAUGUAGAUGAUAAAGUUCGUCGUUUAGUUGAAUUCAAAAAUGAAGUCUGUAGCGGUGAGCAUGCUAAUCGUGGCUUUGUUAUUAUUAAUCAAAAGGGUAUUGAUCCUCUUUCACUUGAUAUGUUGGCCAAGAAUGGUAUCUUGGCCCUUCGUAGAGCCAAGAGAAGAAAUAUGGAACGUCUUCAAUUAUGCUGUGGUGGUAUUGCACAAAACUCAGUUGAUGAUUUGACCCCAGAUGUACUUGGUUAUGCUGGUAAUGUUUAUGAACAAGUCUUGGGUGAAGAUAAAUUUACUUUUGUUGAAGAAGUGAAAGAUCCUUAUAGUGUUACUAUCUUAAUUAAGGGUCCUAACCCUCAUACUCUUGCACAAAUAAAUGAUGCCGUUCGAGAUGGUCUUCGUGCUGUUAAAAAUGCUAUUGAAGAUCAAGCCGUUGUUGCUGGUGGUGGUGCUUUCCAAGUGGCUCUUGCUCAACACUUGACACAAAAAUUCAAAAAAGAAGUUAAAGGACGUGCAAAGAUGGGUGUUCAAGCAUUUGCUGAUGCCAUGAUGGUUAUUCCUAAAGUUCUUGCACAAAAUGCAGGUUUUGAUGCACAAGAUGUAAUUGUUGCCUUACAAGAUGAACAAAUGGAAGGACAUAUUGUUGGUGUUGAUUUGAAGACAGGAGAAACAAUGGAUCCUAAGCUUGAAGGUGUUUGGGAUAAUUAUCGUGUUCAUCGUCAUAUGCUUCAUUCAUGUUCUGUUAUUGCAAGCAAUCUUUUAUUAGUUGAUGAGAUUAUGCGUGCUGGCAGAACUUCAUUGAAAGCACCUCAAAUUGGGGAAUAAAGUAGAUAUUUAAAUAAAUCGUAUAAAUUACAAAUACAUAUAAAAAGAAUGAUAUGAUUGUAAUAUAAA